Molecule: messenger RNA, 2127 nt
Organism: Dioszegia hungarica
Lineage: Eukaryota; Fungi; Basidiomycota; Tremellomycetes; Tremellales; Bulleribasidiaceae
Product: cation transport protein-domain-containing protein
Exons: 14
Coding region: 1-2127 (708 amino acids)
Biological process (GO): potassium ion import across plasma membrane; intracellular potassium ion homeostasis
Cellular component (GO): plasma membrane
Molecular function (GO): high-affinity potassium ion transmembrane transporter activity
Source: RefSeq, a predicted model, not a curated record
AUGUGGGCGGGACUAUACGAGUCCCUCAAUUGGUUCAGAAUACACCUCCUCGCGUUUACCUUCCUCCCCCUCAUCUUCUCUGGCUUCUUUGCAGCUGCCAACCCCGGUGCAGGACCUAUCGCCAGCUAUGGUGCCUUUGUCACGCAAUACAUCGACAACCUGUUCAUGUGCUUCUCGGCCAUGACGGGGAGUGGGGUGUCGACGAUCAGUCCGAGCCAGCUACAGACUGCCCAGCAGGCAUUCCUACUAGUCUUGAUCAUCCUGGGAGAUAUUACUGUUGUGAGCCUCAUCACGCUCGGAUGUAGGCUAGUGUGGUGGCAUCGCCAGUGCGGCCGAAUCGUUCGCUCUACCCUGGUUGACGACCUCUACAAGCGGCAUGGCGCCUCGCUCGAUACCCAGCUGGAGAAUGGCCGCGCAGACGAGCCUGGAACCGACUCCAGAGAUGAUGAUGGGGAUCAGGGCGACUCUCAGGAUGGUGGACGACAUCGCAACAAGGAUAGCGGGAACCAGAGGGAGGUCCGAGCCCGCCGCAAUCAGCCCAAGUCGGACGACUCCAAGCGAGGCCGCGCGGUAGUCCCGCACGCGUCCUCUGGUCAGAAGCGGCACUCUGGUCGAGGCGGCUUUCCGGGCGUCUACGAAGUCGCACCCAACGUCCUGCGCCUCAUCUCCCCCAGCUCGCACUCCUACCUAUCCGAUCUGCUUCGGCAAAACGACAAUCCAUCCAGGACUCCUCGCGAAGCUAUCGGGGAUGCCAUCAAGAAGCCAUUCAAGGAUCGAGAGGAAAAGAGCGAGAGGCGACACGCACUGGCGGCCGCUUGGCUACCGAAAGGCGUCAGGCGGGUGGUGACAAAUGAUCGUUCAGAGUUCUUCGAGGAGGAGCUCAAUGAAGAGGAUUUAGAGGUGUUGGGUGUGCUGGAGUACCGGGCCACCAAAUUGAUGAUGGUCAUUCUUUUCGCGCAUCUGGUCUUUUGGAUCAUGAUGCCGUCGUCUGUCAUUGCCAUCUACUUUGCUCGUGUUCACUACUGGGACGCAAGCUUUGUCGCGAAUGGUGCAACGCAGAUUGGCAAUGUUCACACUACGUGGUUCGCGUUCUUCCAGGGCGUCUCCGCAUACGCUAGCUGUGGACUAUCCCUAGUAGACGAAUUGAUGUUGCCCUUUCAGAACUGCUACCUCCUCAUUUGGGUCCUCUUCUUCCCCAUGUUGGCGGGAAAUCAGGUACUCCCCAUCUUUCUUCGAUUCGAGGUCUGGAUCCUGUCCAAGAUCUUCCGAGACGGCAGCGAGACUUCGGUCCUACUCCACUUCAUUCUGACUCACGGCCGACGCAUGUUCUUGUAUCUGUUCCCAGCAUAUCAAAGCUGGUGGCUCCUGUUCAUCGAGUUCUUCUUGUGGGCGUUGGGCACAGUGCUCUUCAUAGCCUUCAAUCAGGGCUUGGGAUACUACGAUACGCUCGGUGCGCCCUUUGAGCGAUUCUCGGUCGCGCUCUUUCAAUCCCUCUGCGCCCGCGCAACGGGAUUUGACAUUGUACAAUUGGCCUAUCUCGCUCCUGCUACUCCCUUCCUGUACACAAUGAUCAUCUUUACGAGCAACUACCCCGUCGUCAUGGGCAUCCGCUCGACCAAUGUUUACGAAGAACGAGCACUUGGUCUGAACGCCGACCACGCUCCGGGCCAGCACAACGAGAAAUCCGAGCGAGACCACGGAAAGGGUCACAUCUACUCGAAAUACCUCAAACAGCACCUCCUCCCGCAGAUCUACUUUGAUCUGUGGCCAGUCUUUGUCGGAACGCUGCUCAUCUUGAUCAUUGAGCGGACGAACCUCGUGGAUCCGAAUAACUCGGGAUGGAUCGGAGUGUUUCAGAUACUGUUUGAGGUGACGAGCGCGUAUGCGAACGUAGGGUUGAGCUAUUCGAACCCGUUCAACAAGUCCAGUCUUACUGCGACAUUCCGCAAUCUGAGCAAGUUCAUUGUGAUUCUCUUGAUGCUGCGCGGUCGACAUCGUGGACUGCCGCUGGCGAUAGAUAGAGCGACGAUGUACCCAGUGGAGUAUGAGCGGUUGAGCCCUGGUCAGCGGGAGCAUGUAGAGGAAGAUAGAAUACAAGAAGCAGGCGAGGAAGCAGAAGAUGAGUGA